Molecule: messenger RNA, 228 nt
Organism: Dicrocoelium dendriticum
Lineage: Eukaryota; Metazoa; Platyhelminthes; Trematoda; Plagiorchiida; Dicrocoeliidae
Source: the annotation of a GenBank genome assembly
AUGAAUUUGUCCACUUUCACUUGGUUCACACUUGCAACGCUCAUGAUUAAAGGUAUAUAUGGCACCCUAUUUUGUUAUAGUUGCACUAGCGCCCAAUCUGGGUGUGGUGACCCGAUUGAUGUUCGAUUAAUGCAUUGGAAGAUUUGUCGUGGAAGAGACGUAAUAGAAGACUACUGUGUAAAGCUUAUUGAAAAAGUUGCAGUUUUAUAUAAUAUGAAAAUUUUCUAA